Messenger RNA from Aplysia californica (California sea hare), 1818 nucleotides. RefSeq lists its product as uncharacterized. The transcript has a single exon. The record is from RefSeq and is a predicted model, not a curated record. Bases 20 to 1732 code for a protein of 570 amino acids. NCBI's taxonomy places the organism in Eukaryota, Metazoa, Mollusca, Gastropoda, Aplysiida, Aplysiidae.
AUGGGGAUGCAUAUUCUUCAUGUUCCCAGUUGGACUUUCCUCUUUCUUCGGAAACCUUCUCAUUUACCUCACCUCAUACUACCACGCCCAGAGUCCCAACAGACAUUCCAACGAGUACCCCUUGUGGGUGGUGUGUGCGUACUACAUAGUCACCCCUCUCGGCAUGUUGCUCGCCGGCUUCACGGAAAGAAAAUUGUCAGCUACGCUCACAUUGAUCGUCAGCUCUUGUCUAGCUUUCGUAUCUGUACUGGUCAGUACGUGGACAAUUGUAUCUCCUGUAGCAUUCGUGGUCACUUUUGGAGCGGUCAACGGCUUGUCUUCUGGCGCGGUCCGUGCCAUGAUCUCCAAGAUCGUGCGUCAGGGAACAAGCAAAAGCAGCGGCCUCGUCACAGGCGUGGUGAAUGCCGGUGGCACUGCCGGGAACCUUCUCAUCAUAGUAAUCACUUACGUUGUGAUCAACCCCACGAACAUCAAAGCUGACCGUGACGGCUUUUUCACAGACCAGGUUCUUCUCGACCGUGUGCCAACGUUUUUCUUAGUCCUGGGUAUCCUGGCGCUGCUGACUACGUGUCUCGGAUCCUUACUUCUCUACACAGCAGGUAACGUUCAAGGAAUUGAAGAGGAGCUGAUAGAAAUCGUUGCAGAAAAGAGCAGCGAUUCUGUGAGUUCUGAUGUUGAUUUGAGGAGUUAUGAUUCCGUAUUACAGAUUCCAAACAAUACUGUUUACACCCAUCCUGAACUGACAUCCACCAAAGCUGUCAACAUCACCAGCAGCAGUAACAGACGCAGCUGCAAUAGCAGCAGCAGCAGCAGCAGCAGCAGCAGUAGCAGCAUCAACAGCAACAAUGACAAGAGCGAAGAGACGUCUACGGUGGACUCUGCAAUAUCGCUUUCAGAACAAGACGUCGCCCUCCCUGAGACUGCGUCUCGAUGCUAUUCUCCUAAAUCGCACAAUUCCAACAGUUCCACAGACUCGAUGUAUCUGGAGCAGGAAAAGAGCGUGUCUGCUUCUAUAAGUCUCAUGGACGCACGUAAAGCUAAUCCUCAAUCCAAAGACGAAAGCCUGGCCCGAGACCAGCCGCACCAUCUAUCCCCGAAAGAGCUCUUGUUCGUUCCCACAUUUUGGGUCACCUGGUUCCUGUCUCUGCUUAUGAACCACGCCUCUACUGUCCAUAUGACACUGUAUAAACAAUUCGCUCAGACGUACGUCAACAACGACGCUGUGCUGACCGCCACUGGAAUCUCCAACUUAGCCCUACUCUUCUUCUUCCGACCCGUAGGAGGAAUGUGUCUCGACCGACUGGGAGCAAAGAUGAGCAUCGUCCUAACAUCUGGGCUCACCAGCAUCUUCAUGACCAUAAUGUGCAUUUCCCCACAGUUCUGCCCCCCUCUCUUCCUCGCCGCAGUGGUGGCAGAGUUCUCGUGUGUGGGAAUCUUUCGGACUCAUAUCAACUUUUAUGCACACGAUAUUUUCGGCUCCACUCAUUACGUCUCAAACCUGGGUGUCGUGAGUACGGCUCAGAUACCUCUGAUGUUUUUGGAGCCGGUGCUGAUACCGCUACUGAUCAAUCACUUGGGCUUGUGUUAUGUUUUCCUGAGCGGGCUGGUCAGUACAACAUUCACUCUAUUCUUAGCUCUUAUACUGCCAAGAAAACCGCCUAAUUGGGGAGAUAGGGAAAAGGCCAGAAGCAAAGAAAUGGAUGCAGAAAAUGACUUGAAGCAGGGGAAAUAGACGAUAGCUGAAAGUCAUUGAAUUGGGAGACAGCUGAGAGGAGAGGCAUUAAAAUAGACUAUAGCUGGGGUUUAUUAAAAUAGACC